AUGCGACCCGUCCCUGCCACUGCUCAGCGGCUCGCGAAGGCUGCGACCACAUUGCUGCACCAAGGAGGAGCGCUAUCCCAGCACGCUCGCGCGUUAUCGUCAGUGGCAGCUACCAAAGAAACCGAUGUGUCCACUCCAUCGCGUCGCUGGGCUGCCAUCGCCGCGGUGCUCGUGGGUGGCGCGGCGCUCGGAGCGUACACUGUCGCAUCUAGCGACGAGAACGUGCGCUCGUUGCAUGCGCUGCUGUCGCUCGGCAAAGUGCUAAGUGACAUUCAUGGUGCUUCGGAUGCGCUGGACACGGCCACGCACAACCUUCCAGACGCCGGCGCCAACUUGGACGAGCGCGCCAGUUCCAUUCUCGUGGCCAUAGCGAAGGAGCAGGUGUUCCGCCAAGCAGUGGUCGACCACGGCGGCAUGGCCGUACUCAUGGACACGUGCAUGCAUACCACCGAACCAAAGUUGCAAGAACGCAUUGUACAAGCCAUCGCAGCGCUCGCCAUCACGACUGGCGCCGACGACGUGUUGGUGGAUAUUGAAAAGAGCUCGCACUUGUUGCUGCAGUUGUCGCCAGCUAUCGUGCACCGGCAGCCACACGAUCCGAAGCCAGUGGCCAUCUCGUCGCUCGAUUUGGUCCAACUCGAGGCAGCGUUCACUCGAAUUCGAGAGAAAUGUUCGUCGCCGGAUAGUCCCCUUCGUCCUGUGUAUAAUGCCAACGCCACCGACGCCAUCAUGGACCGGUUGUGCAAAGUCAUCGUUGGGUCCACGUCCAUCGACUUUAAAUUGUUUAGCAUGUGGGCAAUGCGGGCUUUACUGAAUCACUUGGAAGGACAUAACCCCGACCUGUUUCACGCCGUCGGAGCGCACUUGAACUUUCACUUGUCGUCUGCUCUGUUUGCCAUGACCACACAGCAACAACCAAGUCCCCUUCUCAAGCUACAUGCCGCCGCCUUGCUCGGUGCCAUGAUGCGAAGUACGCUGCAUCCCGUCGCGCCCAAGUUUUGGUGUCAUCAGGUGGCGAUGUGGGCUCGGGAUACAAGCCCCGACAUGCAGUUGUUGAGUGCACAGUGCUUGGAGCUACUCGCGCAGCAAGUUCCGGAAGACUUGCUGCGCUCAACCACAGCCCACGACGCCUUGUUGCACUUGGCGCGUAUCACCCGCGAUGGCGGCAACGCCAACGGCACAGACGCUCGAAAUUCACCGUCUCGUAGCUCUGACAUGGCCAUUCAAAUCCACGUCUCCAGUGCCGUGCAUGCAUUGGCCGAUGUGCUGCAAACAGAACUGCACACGACCGUUGAGACGCCCAUGGCCAAAGUACUUGGGCAUCUGGACGACAUCUUGCCCGAUGUGAAUGAGUACGAUAUCCUGCCAAAGUACGGCUGGGUGGACGUCCUCGCCGAGUGGUCAGUGAGCGCACACCCGGUGGUGAGCGCCCACGCCGUCCAAAGUUUGGUACAUCUGGCGUUGCAACCGCGGCCCGACCAUCGCGGCCACUUGGUGUUGCAAGCGUGGAUGGUCAGUCUCCUGCGUCACUUGGCUACGAGCAAGGCCACGUCUCUGGAAAGCCGGCGAGCAGUUGCCAACGUCGAGAGCUUGGCCAACAUGACGUCUGACCAACCCCCCGGGCAUUUGCAUGUGCCCUACCGAUCGCAAGUGAUUGAAAAUGGCCUCGCGGCACUGGCAGUGUUAGUGAACGACGACGCGGCUGCCGGUCGCGCGUUUGUCACCCAUGGCGGGCUAAACCUCGUCGCAGUCACUGCGAUCAAGUCGUCAAGCAAAGCGAUCAAGAGCCAAUGCGCUCGAGUGAUUGCCAAUCUGGCCGUGCACCACCGCAACAUCCACAGGCAGCUGGAGGACGUGCUGGGGGGCGCGCUGUUCAGUCAAGAGUUGUUGCAUUGGGCCGAAGAGUCCAACGUCGUCGUUCGGUCGAGUUACUUUCGCGCGACGGCCAACUUGGCUGCUUCGUCCUCCGUGUCUACGACAGUCGAGUCGCCGCCCGUGUAUUACAAGGACGGGUUAUAUCCGAUCGUGCCUCGAUCCGCGAUAGCCAACUACAACAAUCACUCGACCACGAAUACACCCCCCAUCGACGUUGUAUUUGUGCAUGGACUGCGGGGGCACCCGUUUGGCACCUGGCGCACAGAUAUGGGGGUGUCUGGCACGGAUGUGGACAUGCUGGAACGCAGUACGAUGUGGCCAGAAGCGUUUCUCAUGCGCGAUUUGCAUCCCGACUCGCGGCUCGUGACCAUGGGCUACGACGCGGGCAUGUCCAAAUGGAGUUCUCCGUGGCGAGCGCUGACACUCGACGAAAGAGCACAGGUCAUGUUGGACGCCCUGAACGCCGCGCGCAUUGGCGCGAACGACCGACCGGUGAUUUUCAUCACACACUCUAUGGGCGGACUCUUGGUACGUCGUGACCCCCACGAGGUGAAGGAGAUGCUGUGGCGAGCCGAGGUGGGCGGGCAGGAGCUGGCGCGGCGGACGGCGGGCGUCGUGUUCAUGGCCGUGCCACAUCUGGGGGCGAACCUCGCCAAGCUGAACAACGACGCCCUUCGGAAGCUCAUCCAAGCACACCCGGCGACAAAGGACCUGAAUGCAAACAACGCCCGGCUCAUGGCGCUGAACGCGGCGUUCGAGCGGCUGCACAUUCCGUCGCUGAGUCUCGGGGAAGGGGCGCCGGCGCCGCUGGGCCUAGGUGUCAACCAUUUGAUUGUCAAGCCAGAGUCGGCUGACCCGCACAUCCACCUGUCGACGUUUCACGAGAUUCCGCACGCCCACCACAUGGACAUUUGCAAACCCCCGACCCCCACCGACCCGCGGUAUACGUUGGUUCGCGAAUUUAUUGCAACACAUGUCCUCCCUUCACAGCGUCACGACGACGAUAAGACGGGCGAAGUAGAAGUGUAAUCGCCACAAUGUCGAUUGAAAACCCCCACGUUUUGAGACUUGGGAAGGAUGGGUAGUUGACGGGAAUUAUUGUGUGUUGUGUAUGAACACGUCAAGAUAAAUAAUAACGUAGCAGCUG
Messenger RNA from Aphanomyces astaci, 3022 nucleotides. RefSeq lists its product as hypothetical. NCBI's taxonomy places the organism in Eukaryota, Oomycota, Saprolegniomycetes, Saprolegniales, Verrucalvaceae. The record is from RefSeq and is a predicted model, not a curated record. Bases 1 to 2904 code for a protein of 967 amino acids. The transcript has 12 exons.